This is a messenger RNA of Porites evermanni, 895 nucleotides long. Lineage: Eukaryota; Metazoa; Cnidaria; Anthozoa; Scleractinia; Poritidae. The record is from the annotation of a GenBank genome assembly.
AUUUCAGAUAACCUAUUAACAAAUCUUGUACACGAAGCAGUGGAAUGGGACAAAGAAGCAAACCACAACAAACCACCCAGUCAGAGAUCAACCUUACAUCUACAUGCUCUAUUAAAGGCUAUCAACAGCUGCGGUGUGUGUUUCAACGUAUGGGAAAAAAGAAAUGCUGACGGGAAGGGGAGUGGAAGCAAUGAUUUCACCAGUGUAAUGGGAUCGGAUAAGAAAUUACUGCUGCAACAUUUGCCUGCAAAGCUCAAAGGCGCUAUUAAGCCCCAAACGAGUAAUACAGUUAUUAAACUGUGGAAGGUAAUUUGAAGUCACACAAACUAUGGGUUCACCUCAGUUAAUGAACCUGUGAUCUUGUUUUUGUUUUACCUGUAGCCAUUAUUAACCUAGGCCCUAUUAUGCUGACUUAUUAUUGUGGUUGUUUUAUAUCAUUUCGGAGUGUCACAGGUUCUUACAAAGAGGAUAUUAACUACAGACAAUUUGGGAGCAAAGAGAAUUUUUGUUCGUUUCUCUUUUGCAGUCAUUUGAUGAAAUCUACAAACUGAUUAACACUGAUAAACCUUCAGAACAGCAAAUAACAGAAUAUUUCCUCAAGGUAUGGGUGACUAAUAGCACAGCAGCAUGUCAAAUGGAUAUCUACAGCAACUAGACUGGUGUUUUUAACAUGUAUUGGUGCACAUAAUUUUUUUGACAAAAUUCCUGUGUGAAACUAUAUUUCCAUGUUAAACUACUGCAGGCAAAAGAGUGGGUUGAGACAUUCACUUCUCUUGGCUCUUCAUGCCAAGGGUACACUAAGGAAAAGGUAACACCAUACAUGCACAGUAUGGUGUACCACGUACCAAGGAUGAUGACUCUUCACAAAGGAGUAAGGAAAUUUUUUGGGCAAGGU